AUGAUGAAGAGUAGGAAGACGAAGAGUAAGAGGGUGUGCGUGGACGUGCGGUAUAUGUACGGCGAGGCUGAGGCGGAGGAGGCUGAGAUGAAGAGGAGGUAUGGGUGUACUCGUAGUGUCAGUCACCCCGUGAAUCGCGAAACUCUGCUUGCGGGCGUGGGGCACGUUGUUCAGUGCGGUACUAGGAACGCUCACCACGAGGCACACGCUCUUCAGUGCGGUACUGAGACGACGAUCGGCUGUUACGACUAG
Molecule: messenger RNA, 252 nt
Organism: Pyrenophora tritici-repentis Pt-1C-BFP
Lineage: Eukaryota; Fungi; Ascomycota; Dothideomycetes; Pleosporales; Pleosporaceae
Source: RefSeq, a predicted model, not a curated record